This is a messenger RNA of Arvicola amphibius (Eurasian water vole), 5627 nucleotides long. It is a transcript of the gene Ano8, whose product is annotated as anoctamin 8. Gene Ontology annotation, cellular component: plasma membrane. The transcript has 16 exons. Gene Ontology annotation, molecular function: chloride channel activity. Lineage: Eukaryota; Metazoa; Chordata; Mammalia; Rodentia; Cricetidae. Gene Ontology annotation, biological process: chloride transmembrane transport. The record is from RefSeq and is a predicted model, not a curated record. Bases 1262 to 4285 code for a protein of 1007 amino acids.
GCCUUGAACUCAGAGAUCUGCCUGCCUCUGCCUCCCGAAUGCUGGGAUUAAAAGUGUGUCACCAUCCAGCCAGUGGACUUAUUUUUUAAGAUCUAGUUUUUAUUUUUAUUUAUGAAUGUGUACUCUCUGUGUCAGGUUUAUUCAGAGGCCAGAAGAGGUUGUCAUAGCUCCUGGUACCGGUGUUACAGGGUGUGGGACCCGAACUCUGGUCCUCUGGAAGAGCUCAAGUGCGCGGCCAUCUCUCCAGCUUGGUCCACUCUUAUCGGACUCAGGGUCUAGUAUAGCUCAGAGUGGCCAUGAACUUGCUAUGUAGUUGAGGAUCGCUUUGAAAUACGGAUCUUUCUGCUUCCUACGUGCAGGAUUGGGAGAUCUGUGCCAGGCAGGCCAGGGCUAUACCGACCGUGCCACCCUGCAGUCUCCACCCGCCACUCUGGAGACUGAAGGCAAAGUUUUGUGCGGGUUAGGCCAGUCUCUGCUGCAGGUUGACACCUCAGCCCUCAGCCUGACUAUAUAUUGCAUUAUCUCUGUGUGAGGUGGCGUGCGCCUUGCCGGGGGUGCUCUUGUGGGUGUAGGCUCUCCACCAUUGGGAUCAGGGACCCGAACUCGGGUCCUCAACACCUUGAUGAACGGAGCCGUUCUGCCGGCUCGGGACCAUGUUUAUUUGGCAAACUCGGCCCCUGUAUCCUGAUCCCUUUGUGGAGGCUGACGUGGGUGCAGAGGGUGACAAGCACAUUUUAGGCAGGUGAACUCUACUGCAAAGGCCCUGGGGCAGGCUGAACCGGCUGCCAUCACCCACACUCCUGUUGUGGUAGUUGAAGUAUUGUUCUGAGAAAUGCCACUCAACAAGAUCCUCCUGCUCCCACAUCCUGCAGUAAGGAAAUCACGGCCAGCUCAGCUUCCACACCACGUGAACUCUGUGGGUGGGUAAACGGAGGCUGUGAAAGUGAGUGCGGGAGGGAACAAGCACCAGAGAUCCAAGUGGUCGGGUGGGAAGGAAGCUCAGAAAAGAACACGGGCGGAGACUGGAAGCAGAGGCCAGGAGGGACUCAGAGUGACGCGCGGGCUGGGAAGAAGAAUCGAGGUUUGGCUCGGGCGGGGACGACAAUCAAGUGAAGCGCAGGGACGGCAGGCGGUGCGGGCGGGCGAGAGAGGCCUUUGUCUCCUCCUCCCGCGCGCUCGGUGGUGCCACUCCGGUCCCCAUGAGCCCGCGGCCCCCCGGCGCCCGGGCGUCCUGCAGCCCCUGACCUGCCCUGUCCUCGCCAUGGCCGAGGCAGCCUCGGGCGCCGGGGGCGCGACCCUGGAGGGGGAGCGAGGGAAGAGGCCCCCGCCGGAGGGCGAGCCUGCAGCGCCUGCGUCUGGAGUCCUGGAUAAACUAUUUGGGAAGAGGCUCCUGCAGGCUGGCCGCUACCUGGUAUCCCACAAGGCAUGGAUGAAGACGGUACCCACCGAGGACUGUGACGUGCUCAUGACCUUCCCAGACACCACCGACGACCACACGCUGCUGUGGCUGCUGAAUCACAUCCGAGUGGGCAUCCCUGAGCUGAUUGUGCAAGUUCGCCACCACCGCCACACGCGUGCCUAUGCCUUCUUUGUCACAGCCACAUAUGAGAGCUUGCUCCGGGGGGCCGAUGAGCUGGGUCUGCGCAAGGCAGUGAAGGCCGAGUUUGGCGGGGGCACCCGCAGCUUCUCCUGCGAAGAGGACUUUAUCUACGAGAAUGUGGAGAGCGAGCUGCGCUUUUUUACAUCGCAGGAGCGGCAGAGCAUCAUCCGCUUCUGGUUGCAGAACCUACGGGCCAAGCAGGGAGAGGCGCUGCACAACGUGCGCUUCUUGGAGGACCAGCCAAUCAUCCCGGAGCUGGCUGCUCGAGGCAUCGUACAGCAGGUGUUUCCGGUGCACGAGCAGCGCAUUCUGAAUCGUCUCAUGAAGUCCUGGGUGCAGGCCGUGUGUGAGAACCAGCCUUUAGAUGACAUUUGUGACUACUUUGGGGUGAAGAUAGCCAUGUAUUUUGCCUGGCUGGGCUUCUACACGUCGGCAAUGGUUUACCCUGCUGUCUUUGGUUCCGUUUUGUAUACAUUUACUGAAGCCGAUCAGACAAGCCGGGAUGUUUCCUGUGUUGUCUUUGCUCUCUUCAACGUGAUCUGGUCGACACUGUUCUUGGAGGAGUGGAAACGGAGGGGUGCAGAGUUAGCCUACAAGUGGGGGACUUUAGAUUCACCCGGGGAAGCUGUGGAGGAGCCACGACCCCAGUUCAGGGGUGUCCGACGUAUCAGCCCCAUCACUCGGGCUGAGGAGUUCUACUACCCGCCCUGGAAGCGGCUGCUCUUCCAGCUGCUCGUCAGCCUGCCUCUGUGCCUGGCCUGCCUUGUCUGUGUCUUUGUGCUGAUGCUUGGCUGCUUCCAGUUGCAGGAGCUGGUCCUGAGCGUGAAGGGUCUACCCCGCCUGGUUCGCUUCCUGCCCAAGGUCAUGCUGGCCCUGCUGGUCAGUGUGAGCGCUGAGGGCUACAAGAAGUUGGCUGUGUGGCUCAAUGACAUGGAGAACUACCGGCUAGAGAGCACCUACGAGAGGCACCUUAUCAUCAAAGUCGUCUUGUUCCAGUUUGUCAACUCGUACUUGAGUCUGUUCUACAUCGGCUUCUACCUCAAAGACAUGGACCGCCUGAAAGAGGUGAGGGCCUGCCCACCGCCUCAGACGCAGCACUCUGACCCCCUGGGGACGGACCUGUGUAAGGGGUCCAGGGCUCUCCAGCCCCUCCCUCCCCUCCUCCAUCCUUCUCUCCUUUUUGUCCGUCUGUCCGUGCGUCCUCUCUUUUUUACCCGUCGUUCUCCUCUCCCAUCUGUCCGUCCACCUGUCCCAUUGGUCCCUCCACAGCUCCUGCUACUACUGUCCCUGACCCAGAGCCUCGAGCGGCAGCUGCGGGCGGCGCUGGUCCCGCUCGUGGCCCUGCGGUUCCGCCUGCUCCUCCUGUCCCUCCGGGGUUUCCUGCUCGUGGCCCAGGCCAAAAUGCUGGCCACUCUGCUCAUCACCCGGCAGCUGCUGCAGAAUGUGCGCGAGGUGCUGCAACCGCACCUGUACCGCAGGCUGGGCCGCGGGGAGCUGGGUCUGCGUGCCAUCAGGGAACUGGCCCGGGCCCUGCUGGGCCUGCUGAACCCCUUGCGCCCGGACCCCCGAGGGCACCUGGAGACCCAGGCAGAUGAGGGAGGAGCAGGGAGCCACAGGUGUUUGGGUGGAGGCUGUGGGGCGCCGGAGGAAGAGGAAGAGACGGCGGUGGAGCGGAGGCCGGCAGGGGAAGGCGGAGAGGUCCCAGAUGGGCCUCGGGGUGGCAAGGAGGAGGAGGAGGACGAGGAAGACGAGGAGGACGAGGAGGAAGAGGAGGACGAGGGCGAGGAAGGCGGCCUCCUGGACUGCGGGCUGCGCCUUAAGAAGGUCAGCUUUGUGGAGCGGGGCUCAGGGCGACGCAGGCCAGGCCCGGGUCCCGACGGCCUCCUGGAAGAGGGGAGCCCCACCAUGGUGGAGAAAGGGCUGGAGCCUGGUGUGUUUACUCUGGCCGAGGAAGACGAUGAGCCAGAGGGGCCUCCCGGCAGCCCUGGGCCAGAGCCCCCGACCAUCUUGCUCCGUCGCGCUAGCGGCGAGGGCCGCGACCAGGGUCCUGAUGGAGGUGGAGACCCGGAGACCAGCUCCGGGGAUACAGCUGGGAGACAGAGGAGGAACAACAGGUCCUCAUGGAUCGACCCACCAGAGGAGGAGCAUUCGCCACAGCUCACGCAAGCAGAGCUGGAGAGCUGCAUGAAGAAGUAUGAGGACACAUUCCAGGACUACCAGGAGAUGUUUGUGCAGUUCGGCUACGUAGUGUUCUUCUCUUCCGCCUUCCCCCUGGCCGCCCUGUGCGCCCUUGUCAACAACCUAAUUGAGAUCCGGAGCGAUGCCUUCAAGCUAUGCAGCGGCCUACAGCGGCCCUUUGGACAGCGAGUGGAGAGCAUUGGCCAGUGGCAGAAGGUCAUGGAGGUGAUGGGCGUGCUGGCAAUCGUGGUGAACUGCUACCUCAUUGGCCAGUGUGGCCAGCUGCAGCGCCUGUUUCCCUGGCUGAGCCCAGAGGCCGCUAUCGUGUCUGUGGUGGUGCUAGAGCACUUGGCUCUGCUGGUCAAGUACCUCAUCCACGCAACCAUCCCUGACAUCCCUGGCUGGGUGGCUGAAGAGAUGGCCAAACUGGAGUACCAGCGACGAGAAGCCUUCAAGGUACAGGCCCGGGGUCCGGCUGACACGGUGUCAGGAGGGAAUAAAUUUUAGGCUGAGUCCCUAGUAAAAAACCGUAGGCUGCAGAGGGGGUAUCCCAGCCCCCCACCUUCAGGUUCUGCACCCAAAGAUUCCAUCAACUUGGAUGGAAAGUCCCAGUAUUAGUAGAGUGUGGAGGUGCACAGCUGUCAGGCCCGCACCUAGGGGUGGGCAGGUGGACAGGAGCUCAAGGCCAGCUGGGCUAUGUUGUGCUCUCUGAGAAAACACAGCAGGAUUUACAUGUGUACCGGUGCACAGACUGCUGCAUUUUCCUUCUUGUUUUAAGACUUAGCCCAUCCUGGCUUCAAAUUUGCAAUGCCUAUGUUAGUCUUCUGGGAACAUGUUCUGUCACACCUAGUUUUUUUUUUUAAUUAUGCAUGCCGUUAGUGGGUCUUGUUGUGCAGGCCAGGCUUGGGGCUCCAUCCCAGCCUCUCAGUUAGCUGGGAUUACAGUGCCCCUCAAAAUAACUGUUCAUACAGCAUUCCCACUCAAUCACCUAGAGACUUUCUUUUUUAGAUUUAUUUUACUUUAUCUGUUGCGGAUGAUUUGCCUGCAUGUGUAUGUCCACCUUGUGCAUGCAGUGCCCUUGGGAACCAGUAGGGGGCGUCAGAAGUUACAAAUAGUUGUGAGCUACAUUCAGGGUGCAGGGAACUGAACUGGGGUCCUUUGCAAGAGCAAUCUGUGCUCUUUACCACUGAACUGUCUCUCCAGCCCCAUCUAGGGACAUUUCAAGUCUAUAGGAAGGGGUGAGCAGAUAGCAAGCAGGGUGCCACUGUAGAAGGGACCAGAGCAUCCGUUGUACCAUACUUAUGGGUCCUGGAGCCAAUCCCUCGUGGGUGCUUACAUUGGCGGGUGUUGUCUAGAUUCUUGAUGGCAUAAGCUCCAAGCUCUCAAGAAUGCUCAUUCUUCAGACUGCCCGUCUGCCUCUUCCAAACCCCUCUGCAAACUGCAUGAAGAGCCAAGGAGCUGCACCUUGUAGGGAAGAUUUACCUAGAGUUCCAACCGGGAGCCAGGAUUCUAGAUUAUCCCUCUACCCGAGCCACGCCCCCAGCCCCUCACUGGGGGAUUCUAGGCUGGGGCUCUACUACUGAUCCUCAACAGUUCCAAACUGAAUUUUAAUUGACGGGCCCUGAGUGGUGGCUUAUUCCUGUGAUCCCACCCCUGGGAAGUUGAGGCUGGAAGAUUCUGAACUCUAAAUUCCAGCUACACAGUGAAACCCUGUAUCAAAAACAUACAAAGAAAAGGAAAAGGGAGGAAGCAGUUCCUUUGAGAAGGCCCGGGGUGGAGGUCUACAGCCUCCCCACAUGCCCUGCUCUCUGAGCACCGCAUGGUCAGGGGUUGGGGCGCUCAGGCUGUG